AUGGGCUCCCCCUCCUCGACCUCGACCUCGCUCGCAGGAAGCUGCAGUUCGCUGCCGACCCUCCACGAAUCGACGACGCUCCCUCCUCGAGAACGGAUGGACGUCGUCGCUUAUUACGCCGAGCUGUUGGCGAGCGAUGAUGUGAGCGCACACUUUGGCGAUCAUCACCGGGCGCGCCCAAGAUCUCGCGAAAAGCUGACUCGCUUCCCCCUAUCCUGCCCCCCCCCCCCCUCCCCUAUCCUGGCCCCCCUAUCCUGGCCCCCCAGUCCCUAAGCAUGCCCAUAGCAGCGAUCGAAACCCUAGCCCAACUCAUCUCCCGAUCCGACUCUUCGACGACCACGACCGAGCUCUUCUCCCUCUUGGACCAAGCCUCGACCCGUUUAGCUCGAGCGAGUUUCAACCCCAUCUCCUUGACCUGCGGAACGUCCUUGUUCGUAAGUGCGCAAACCGUUUCACUCGAAUUCCAAUCGCUCCCAUCUCAUCUCAUCACUAAACCCACCUCCUUCCCCCGGGUCCCAGCUGCGCUUCCUCACCCUCCAACGACCCUCCCCCGAUACGUCCUUCCAAGAAUUCAAAGCCGAACUCGUCGCCCGCGCCCGCGAAUUCGUCCACGAAUCGGGGCGGUGUCGUCAGUUGAUUUCGGGCGGUAUGAAUGAGUUUGUUCGAGAUGGCGCGGUGAGUUUGAUUCCGGAAUGAAGAUGAAGAUGGGGGGUAGCCACAUGGGGAGUGGGCUACUGAUUGAUCAUAUCGCGGGGGGGGGGGUUACGGGUCGCGCAGAAUAUUCUCAUUCACAGCUACAGUGUAAGCUUUGAUCGCGCACCAGCUGUACGACUUUUCAAGAGGGAGCCUGUACCCAAUCUCUAAGCGUCUAAUAUCAUUACAGCGAGUCGUCGUCCAAGCCCUGCUCCACGCCGCGCAGCAACAAAAAAAGUGCUUCCAAGUCUACGUCACCGAGUCGAGGCCCGUAGGUCCCGAAUCCCCCCCUUCUUCCAACACUCCCAUCCUCACACCACUAACACCCCCCACCCUUGCUCACCUUGCCCUAAAAAAGUUCGGCCUCGGAUUGAAAACCCAAGCGAUCCUCGAGCGAGCCGGAAUCCCCUGUAUCGUCGUGCUCGAUUCGAGCGUGGCGUACAUCAUGCCCAAGUGCGAUUUGGUCAUCGUGGGCGCCGAGGCGGUGUAAGUGCCCCCCCCCCCCCCCCCCCCCCCCCUUUUGUUUUGCAGUGGUGUGUGGGAAGAGCGUAAAAAAGUUUCAGCAACUGAUGCUUGCUUUUUUUGUUUUGUUUUGGUUGGGGUGGGGUGGGGGUGCGCAGUUGCGAGAGUGGCGGAUUGGUCAAUUUCGUACGUCGUCGGAGGAGCAGAAGGAAGGGGGAAACGCUCGAUGACUCCUAUCCCAUCUUUAUCAACAAAGAUACCUUGCAACUGACUUCAUCCGAAAAAUAUUUCUAGAUCGGGGGCUACCAAGUCGCCGUCGUCGCCAAAGCCAUGGGAAAGCCUCUGUACGGUAAGUCACGUCACACUCAAAGACUCAUCUCAUGUCCCACGAUUCUACCUAUCCAUCAUCGAAACCUUCGCCACGAACGACACUCGGUCCCCUUCGUACAACACACCUACUUCUCCUUCUAAUUUCCUUCCCUCCCUUCCGACGUUCCGGCGGAAACGCCAAGGCUUUCGCCCUCGGAACCGAGAAGAUGAGGUCGUACGACUGGAUUCAAUCCAAGGACUAAAGGUCUUUCUGAACCCUCCCUUCGAAUUCCCGUGAUCGAUCGUCAUCACCACUUUCGAGACGUAGGAAAAAAGGGAGAAGCUCCUUUCCCAUCCAUUCGGACUGGAAAAGUCUGAAGGCGUGUCUCGAACGCUGUCAUCGGAGAAGGAAAGCAUCUUCUGAACGUCCCACGCGCGCGCGCGCGCGGGUCGGAGGGGGGGACCUUCCCGAAUGGGAAAGCUGAGGACCGUGCGCACGUUUGUGUCGGAUUGCUGUCGUCCUCGGUACGGCGGGGGUAAUGAAGAGGGGCGCGAUGAUAGGGGGGGGGCGGCGCUGAUGUAACGGCCCCCGUAUUGGUGAUGGGAUCGUGUGACUGACUCCUGAAAACUCCUUAUCGAUGAUUCCCCUCUCGCGCACCCCCGACUUUCGACCCCUUUUUUCGCUGUUCAAAACCAACCCGAUCCCGACUUCGAAACCCCCACAGCCCUCGCCGAAUCGUUCAAAUUCACUCGGCUAUUGUAAGCCUCCUCGUUCAUUAUAAUUUCGUUCUCCUCCCCAACUCGUCUGACCUUACCCCAUCUUGGCCCCGCGCCCUCUCCCCCACACAGCCCCUUGUCGCAAUACGACCUCCCAACAAGUUUACCGAACCCACCGCUCACGUUCCCCGACCUCACGACCACCUCCCCAUCCAUACCGCACGCACGUGAAUCCACCACCACCACCACAACAACAACAACAGCCUCGGACUCCACAGUCGACCCCUCCCCCUCCUCCCAGAAACGCCGCACCCGCACCUCCGAAGCUACAAGUCGCUCGACCGCGCUCCCUCCGACCCCUUCAAGACCGAUGAUCGACAGCGCAAUGCCCCAAGCCCUAGAAAUGACGGACCAGAUGGUAAGGAACAACCCUACGUUGGAUUAUACGACUCCGGAUUUGGUACGUUCCCUUCCUUUUUUCAACUUUUGAGAUCCCAAGCCGUGUUUUUUUUUGACCUCGAUUUGACGCGCUAUCGGACCUCGACCUUUUAGAUCACGUUGAUCAUCUCGGAUUUGGGCUGCUUGACGCCUUCGGUAAGUUUUGAUCAUUCAUUUCUGUAAGUUCGGAGUCGUAUGGGAUCGAUGAUUGACCGAAUACCCCCCCCCCCCCCCCCCCCCCCUCUUUUUGAUGUUGUAAAAGGGCGUCUCGGACGCUUUAUUGUCGAUCUUUGGAGGGACGUAA
This is a messenger RNA of Microbotryum saponariae, 2923 nucleotides long. NCBI's taxonomy places the organism in Eukaryota, Fungi, Basidiomycota, Microbotryomycetes, Microbotryales, Microbotryaceae. The record is from the annotation of a GenBank genome assembly.